AUGCAUUCUUUUGGAUACAGGGCGAAUGCUCUUCUCACGUUCGCUAUCACGAUACUUGCCUUUAUCUGCGCAAUUGCUUCCUUCUCUGACAACUUUAGUAACCAAACUCCCUCUGCUCAGAUCCAGAUAUUGAAUAUCAAUUGGUUUCAGAAGCAGCCUCAUGGAAAUGAUGAGGUUAGGUUUCAUGGUCUUACCCUCCUUGUAUUCGCAUUUGUAGCAGCAGAGUAUAAAACCUCAAAGAACUCCCUAAAUCAGGUUUCUCUAUGGGAUGCCAUAAUACCCGAGAAAGAGCAAGCUAAAUUCUGGAUUCAAAUCUCAAACAAGUACCGUUUCAUAGACCAGGGACACAACCUCAGAGGGAAAGACUUUAAUCUGACACUACACUGGCAUGUCAUGCCCAAGACUGGCAAGAUGUUUGCUGACAAAAUAGUCAUGUCUGGUUAUCGUUUACCCAAUGCAUACAGAUGA
This is a messenger RNA of Eruca vesicaria subsp. sativa (arugula), 468 nucleotides long. The record is from the annotation of a GenBank genome assembly. Lineage: Eukaryota; Viridiplantae; Streptophyta; Magnoliopsida; Brassicales; Brassicaceae.